AGUCACCAGCUGCACAAGGGCAGUCGGCUCUCCGCUCCUGCCGGCCGGAGAGCCCUUUAAAAAGCUGCGCCGCGAUGCCAUGCUCCUCCGGCGCGCGUCAUUUCCGGAGCAUUGGUGGUUGGGGUAACCGGGGACGCUCGGUGUUGCCAACAACGCGGGAGGAGCUGAGUGCGGCUGGCUCGGCGGCCAAGGACAGGCCGGAACGGAGCUGAGAUCUGCUCCAUCUCAUUCGGGGAAGGCAAACAUGCCUGCCUGUCCAGAAGAUCCAAGAAAAAAUUUCAUCCUCAGAACGGCAGGAAAUUAUUUUGGCUUUUCACCUUCAGAUUCUCUCAUUUCGUCAGUGGGAAGCAGAAAGGAAUUGAACAAUUUUCUGGAUGAUGGCAAUGUAUUUGUUAUCUCAUUUCAGAAAUCUGGUGACCAGCUGGUUAUAUGUAAUAAGGUUGAACCAGGUGAUAAAAACGACAAAAUACUGGUCUUCUUUAAGAUGCGCCCAGAUGUCAUUACUGAAGAUAAUUUGCACACCAAUAUACUUGUGUCAUCUAUGCUUGAUUCACCUAUAAUUGCUCUUUAUCAAGCAAUACGUCAAAUAUUUGCACCAGUACUUUUGAAGGAUGAGAAAUGGAGUAAAAGUUUUGACCCUAAACUGCAGAAUUUACUGACUCAACUUGAAGCAGGUUUAGGAUCUAUUGUAAGACACUCAGAUCAUAGUCACAGUGGAAUCAAAUUCGGUGGAGAACUGGACACUUCAGGAAUUUUGGAACCUAGUGAUGAAUUUCAGUUCUGGGCAGAAGUUGCUGCAGCUGAUGAUAAACCAGACAGAAAAGAAAGAGCCCAACAUUUUGAGGAACUAUUUCAUACAAUUGCCCAGCAGUACAACAAUUUGGACACACUUUCUUUGGCUGAUGUCGUGGAUUUGGUUGAGACUACUUGUGAUACUGUGGAUGAUGUAUGGAGACAAACUGAGCAUGAUUUUUACCCAGAGUCACGAAUGCGCCAUCUGCUGGAUAUCAUAGGAAAUGCCUUGGGUAGAUUUGUACAGAAAACUCUUAUGCAGUUAAAUUUAUGGGGAGAUGCUUUUCACAUUGUGAAAGAGAGUCUCAGAUCUGGCGUCACCAUCUGUGAACAGUGGGUGGCAGCAUGUGAUCACCUGACAGGACAGCUUUGGCGACGAUAUACUCCUCAUCAGUGGAAAAGUGAGAAACAUUAUCCAGAGUCAUUGGCUAGACUUGCCAAACGCCUUGGAGAGAUUCAAACUUGUAGAACUGUUCAUGAAAAGCUUAUGCGGCUCUUACCAGCUGGAGAACAGCAAUUACUUCACAAUGCCCAGGUGUUUGAGCCCUUUGCUGGACUGAAUCCAGUUCAAUAUAAUCCUUACACUGAGCCACUGUGGAAAGCUGCCAUGGCCCAAUAUGAACGUUCAAUAGCUCCUUCUGAGCAGAAGGUCGCAAGUAAACUGAAAAUCUCUAUUGUGGAGGUGCAAGAUAAUCCCCAGCAGCUUCUGCAGGCAUUUCAAAAGUACAAGGAACUAGUCAAACGGCCCAGCAUCAGCAAGGAGCUGCUUUCAGAACGUGAAAUGUUGUUAGCAAAACUUGCGGAAUACAUUAAAGGCAUUCAUGCUGAUUUUGAGAGUCGGCGGCGUGGUGUUCCUGGAGAACCGUCAGGCCCACUUUCAGGCAAGAAUCUGCCAGAGGUUGUCAAUAAUAUUAUUUGGGUUAGACAACUGGAACUAAAGGCUGAAGACACUAUAAAGAUCGCUGAGGCAUUGCUGAGUGACUUGUCAGGAUUUCAGUCAUUUUGGCGAAAUUGCAAUGAACUUCUGGACCAGUUGAGAACCUAUGAGCAAGAGCAGUUUGAUGACUGGUCUAGGGACAUACAAUCAUCUGUAUCAGAUCCCACAUCUGACAUCAGUUUGCAGGCCAAUGGUCGAGUUAUAGAAUUGGAUCACUCAGAUGGGAAGUUGAAAAUACAUUACUCAGACCGCCUAGUUUCAUUGUUGAGAGAAGUGCGCCAGCUUUCUGCUCUGGGAUUUGCUAUUCCUGCGCGAAUCCAACAAACGGCAAUUACAGCUCAGAAGUUCUACAGACAGGCAGUUAUUCUCAAGCAGGUUGCUCACUUUUACAAUACUAUUGAUCAGCAGAUGAUUCCUAGCCAGAGACCCAUGAUGUUAAGCUCUGCUUUAUCUUUUGAACAACUCAUAAAGAACCCAAAAGCUGGAUCCAAGGAAUCUGGCGGUAAAGUGCAGAUCACUUGGGAUAACCCCAAGGAGCUAGAGGCCUAUAUUCAGAAACUUCACACUGCAGCGGAAUGCCUUACAACAGAGAACAGAAAGCUGAGGAAAUAUCACACUGACUUCCGUGAUAAGGUCGUAGCUCUUAUGAACAUUGAUCUACUUCGCCAGCAACAAAGAUGGAAAGAUGGACUGCAAGAGCUGAGAUUUGUUUUUUCCACCCUUGAGUCACAGGGCUUUCGUUCUGGUGAUAUGAAAGCAUGGCGACAGCAUUGGAAUCAUCAGUUGUACAAAGCACUGGAACAUCAGUACCAGUUGGGCUUGGAGGCCUUGAAUGAAAACCUUCCUGAAAUUGUUGUUGAGCUGACAUUCAAACAAGGAAGGCUACAGUUUAAACCUCCAUUUGAAGAACUACGGGCAAAAUACUACAGAGAAAUGAAGAGGUUUAUUUCUAUUCCAAAUCAGUUCAAGGGUGCAAGUGAGCCAGGAGAAGAUCCUAUCUUUGUUGGCAUGAUAGAGAGAAAUGCAAAAGGUUUUGUCACUGUUUUUAGUAAAGCAGAAGAACUGUUUAAACGCCUGGCAGCAGCAUUGGAUAAGUUUCAGGAAUGGAUUGUGCUUGGACAAGUGGAUGUUGAAGCAUUAAUUGAGGAACAUCUUCACACUGUACAUGACUGGGAGAAGAAUUUCAAGGCUCUGAAAGGCAGAGGAAAAGAUUCUGAAAGGCUUCCAAGUGUCAUCAAAGUGGAUUGUAUUACAAUUAACUGUAACCCGGCAAAGGCUAUGAUUGAUGACUUUAUUCAGAUGCUGUUUGACGCUUUGCUUCAGUCAUUAAGAAAGUCCAUACAAGUGAAUAUCCACAAGAUUGAUAGUUUUGUGAGUGAUGCAAUGGAAAUAUUAUCAACAAGACCUGAGACAGUGGAAGAAAUUGGAGAGGCAAAUUCAAAACACACAGAGAUUGCUUCAAAGAAACCUCAUGUUUUACCCCUGUUUCAAGAUGCUGAAGAUAAAAAUAAGCUGCUGCGCUCUGUAGCAGGUGGUGGUCUUGAAACUCUUACCAGCCUGAGAGCAAAAUGGGACAAGUUUCAGUUAAUGAUGGAGAGUCAUCAGCUUAUGGUGAAAGAACAGGUUGAAAUUAUGAAAGCAAAUGUUGAGUCUCGUAUAAAUAUGUACAUCCAAAAGCUGGAGAAGUUUGAAGCUCGCUGGAAUCAGUUGAAGCCCAGUGAUGAUAUUAUUGACAGUGGGAACGGAGAAAUUCUCAACAAAUGUGUGGAAUGUAUAAAGGAGAAGAGAAUUGAGUUCGAUGAACUGGAGGCAACCAGAAAGAAGUUGAUUGAAGACUGUUACCAUUUCAAAGUCGAGGAACCUGAAUUUGAGUUGGCAGAGCAUCUUCGUGAGAAUCUUGAACAGUAUGAAAGUAUGUGGUCAUUAUAUGAGGACUUUACCAAAGGUUUACAAAAUAUGCUAAAUGAGGACUGGAUCUCCUUUAGGAGUAAGACCUACAUUUUUGAAGAUUUUUUAUUGAUGUGGUUCGAUAAGCUGAGAAAGAGAAAUGAACAAACAACAAUAACUGUCAAACUGCAGAAAGAUGUUGAUAGAUACAAGACAUUAGUCCCUGUUCUGAAGUAUGUCCGUGGAGAUCAUCUCUCCCAGGAUCACUGGCUGGACCUGUUUCGUCUGCUCGGCAUGCCAAGAGGCACCACAAUUGAGAAAUUGCAAUUCGGGGACUUGUUAAUAGUGGCAGAUGUCAUAGUAGCAAAAUCUUCAGACCUAAAAGAACUCAACAGUCGAGCACAAGGGGAAGUCUCCAUUAGAGAAGCAUUGCGGGAGCUUGACCUGUGGGGUGCUGCAUCAAUCUUUAUGAUGACUGAUUAUCAGGAUAGCCAGAAAAUAACAAUCAAGCUGAUUAAAGAUUGGAAAGACAUUGUUAACCAGGUUGGAGAUAACCAGUGCCUACUUCAGACCCUGAAGGACUCCCCCUACUAUAAGGGAUUUGAGGAUAAAGUGUCCAUUUGGGAAACUAGAUUAGUGGAUCUUGAUGAAUACCUACACAAUUUAAAUCAAAUUCAAAGGAAAUGGGUUUAUCUAGAGCCAAUAUUUGGUCGUGGAGCUCUCCCUAAAGAACAGGGACGCUUUAAGAGAGUUGAUGAUGAUUUCAGAUCAAUAAUGGCAGAUGUUCAAAGAGACAACAGAGUAACUUCACUCUGUAUGCGAGCUGGCAUCAGGCAUUCGCUCAUUACCAUAUUAGACCAGCUGCAAAGAUGCCAGAAGUCACUCAAUGAAUUUCUGGAGGAAAAACGGUCAGCAUUCCCACGGUUCUAUUUCAUUGGUGAUGAUGAUUUACUGGAAAUCCUGGGACAGUCCAGCAAUCCUUCUAUCAUUCAGACUCAUCUCCGAAAGCUUUUUGCUGGUAUUAACAGUGUGGACUUUGAUGAAAAUUUCCAACACAUCAUUGCAAUGAAGUCUCUGGAUGGUGAAGUUGUGCCUUUAAAAAGCAAGAUUUGUGUUACAGAUGAUGUUGAGGUUUGGCUGAAUAACUUGGCUGAAGUAAUGAAAGAAACCUUGAAACACUUGUUGGUUGAGUGCAUUGCUGCUUGGAAACAAUCACAAGGUGCCAUUGAUCCAUCAUGUUUUCCAUCACAGAUCCUUUGUUUAGCUGAACAGAUUCAGUUUACUAAAGACGUUGAAAAUGCUAUAAAAAAGCACAGCUUGCAACAGCUAGAUGUAGAACUGAUGGCAAAAUUGGAAAGCUACACAAGUAUAGACUCUUAUAUUGAGGAAGCAGGGAAUGCUGAAACUACUGUUCUGGAGUUGAAACUCAAAGCCCUAAUUCUUGACAUCAUUCACAACAUAGAAGUGGUUAAGCAACUGAAUCAAGCACAAAUUAACAACACUUCAGACUGGGCUUGGAAGAAACAACUUCGGUUCUACAUGAAACCAGACAAUAACUGUUACAUUCAGAUGGUGGAUGCAGAGUUCCAGUAUACAUAUGAAUACCAGGGUAAUACUCCAAAGCUGGUUCAUACUCCUCUAACAGACAAGUGCUACCUGACUCUCACUCAAGCCAUGAAAAUGGGACUUGGAGGGAAUCCAUAUGGACCAGCUGGUACUGGCAAGACAGAAUCUGUGAAAGCACUGGGUGGCCUGUUUGGUAGGCAGGUCCUUGUUUUUAACUGUGAUGAGGGCAUAGACGUGAAGUCCAUGGGCCGAAUUUUUAUUGGUUUGGUGAAAUGUGGUGCAUGGGGCUGCUUUGAUGAGUUUAAUCGUUUAGAGGAAGCUGUACUGUCUGCUGUUUCUAUGCAAAUUCAGGCUAUUCAGGAUGCUUUGAAAAAUCACAGACGAUUUUGCGAACUGCUAGGGAAGCAGAUUGAUCUUGAUCCAAACUCUGGAAUAUUUAUCACCAUGAAUCCUGCUGGAAAAGGUUAUGGAGGACGACAAAAACUCCCUGAUAAUCUAAAACAACUUUUUCGACCUGUUGCCAUGUCUCGACCAGAUAAUGAACUUAUUGCUGAAGUGAUUCUUAAUGCAGAAGGAUUUAAAGAUGGGAACAUAUUGGGCAGGAAAUUAGUAGCCCUCUUUAAUCUUUCCAGAGAGCUUCUGAUGCCGCAGCAGCAUUAUGACUGGGGUUUGAGAGCAUUGAAGACAGUCCUCAAGGGAUGUGGAAAUCUGCUUCAACAACUAAAGAAAAACAAAAGAACAAUUGAUGAGAGUCACAUUGUUGUUCAGGCUCUGCGCCUUAACACUAUGUCAAAACUGACAUUUGCCGACUGUACGAGGUUUGAUGCUUUGGUGAGAGAUAUUUUCCCUGGUGUUAACUUCAAAGAUGUUGAAUAUGUGGACCUGGCUGCUGCUCUCCAUGAGGCAUUUGAGGAAGCAAACUUAGAGAUUAUACCCAACCAGAUAAAGAAGGCUUUGGAACUUUUUGAACAACUGCGCCAGAGGAUGGGAGUAGUUAUUGUGGGUCCAAGUGGUGCAGGAAAAUCGACACUAUGGCGAAUGUUACGGACAGCUCUCGGUAAAAUAAACAAGACAGUGAAGCAGUACACAAUGAAUCCCAAAGCCAUGCCACGCCAGCAGCUCCUGGGUCACAUUGACAUGGAUACCCGAGAAUGGUCUGAUGGUGUGUUAACAAAUAGUGCUCGUCAGGUUGUUCGAGAGCCACAGGAAGUUCACUCCUGGAUUAUCUGUGAUGGGGACAUUGAUCCUGAGUGGAUUGAGUCCUUAAACUCAGUACUAGAUGAUAAUCGGCUGCUCACCAUGCCAAGCGGAGAAAGGAUCCAGUUUGGACCAAAUGUUAACUUUCUAUUUGAAACUCAUGAUCUUAGCUGUGCAUCUCCUGCUACAAUAUCCAGAAUGGGAAUGAUCUUCCUUAGUGAUGAAGAUACAGAUGUAAGUUCUUUGGUGAAAUCUUGGCUACGAAACCAGGUAGAUGAAUGCCGGAGCAAUCUUGAAAGCUGGAUAGGAGACUACUUUGAAAAGUGUUUGAAUUGGGUUUUGAAGCAGAAUGACUUUGUGGUGGAAACUAGUCUUGUUGGAACUGUUUUGAAUGGCUUGUCUCAUCUUCAUGGUUGUAUGGAUCGUGGGCAGUUCGUUGUUAGUCUAAUUAGAGGUCUUGGUGGUAAUCUUAACAUGAAAUCACGACAAGAAUUUUCUAAGGAGGUUUUAAACUGGGCAAGAGAAUCACCGCCAGAUCCACGGCAGACUCUGGACACAUAUUAUGACCAACAGAGUGGACGACUCAUGACAUAUCAGAUGGAGAAACCAGAGAAUCUGACUGCUGAUGAUUUCAGUAACCCUCAGAAACUUCCUGUCAUCCGAACUCCUGACAUGCAAAGAGGGCUAGAUUAUUUUAAACCAUGGUUAAGUUCUAACAGCAAACAACCAUUUAUACUAGUAGGACCCGAAGGAUGUGGAAAAGGGAUGCUUCUUCGUUAUGCAUUCUCUCAGCUUAGAUCUACUCAAAUUGCAACAGUUCAUUGUAGUGCACAGACCUCGCCUCGACAUAUUCUGCAGAAGUUGAGCCAGACGUGCAUGGUUAUAAGUUCUAACACUGGUCGUGUAUACAGACCCAGGGACUGUGAACAUCUGGUAUUAUAUUUGAAAGAUAUUAAUCUACCUAGACCAGACAAAUGGGGAACCAGCAGCAUUAUUGCAUUUCUGCAGCAGGCGCUGACGUACCAUGGCUUUUAUGAUGAAAAUUUGGAGUGGGUUGGAUUAGAAAAUAUUCAGAUCGUGGCUUCAAUGUCAGUAGGUGGUGCUAUGGGACGACACACCCUAACAACAAGAUUUACAUCUAUUGUGAGGAUCUGUACAAUAAACUAUCCUGAUAGAGAGCAACUACAGGCGAUCUACAGUGCAUAUCUGCAGCCUGUGCUGCAUAGGAAUCUAAAGAACCAUCCCAUCUGGACAUGUCCAACACGAAUACACCAGCUGGCUGGUUCCCUGGUACAAGUCUAUGAACAGGUUCGAACAAAGUUUACAGUGGAUGACAAUAGUCAUUACCUAUUUACUCCUUGCAUUCUUACUCAGUGGGUACUUGGAUUGUUCCGAUAUGAUCUUGAGGAAGGUGCGUCACAACAAUCAGUGGAUCAUGUUCUUGAAGUUGUUGCUUAUGAGGCCCAUCGCUUAUUUCGUGACCGUAUAGUGGGAUCGCAAAACCUAAUUGCAUUUGACAACAUUUUAAUAUCAGUCAUCCGAGGAGAUUGGAGCUCAGAUUUACUGGACAAUAUAACAGAUUUGUUUUAUGUUACUUGGGGGGCUCGACAUGAAGCUGGUUCUGUAACUGCUCCCGACCAACCUUUACCUCCAUAUGGGAAGAUGCUGGGAAAGUUAAGUUUUUCUGACUUGAAAGAAGUUAUCCAAAAGGGAAUUGUUCAGUAUGGGAGAGACAAUAGAGAGCUGGACAUUCUACUAUUCCAUGAGGUUUUGGAUUACAUGGCAAGAAUAGACCGUGUGCUGAGCUGUCCUGGAGGCUCGCUGCUCCUAGCAGGACAAAGUGGUGUAGGUCGUAGGACAGCCACCUGUGUGGUCAGUCACAUGCAUGGAGCAAUGCUGUUUACACCAAAAAUUUCCAGGAGUUAUGAGAUCAAACAGUUCAAAAAUGAUUUAAAACAUGUGAUGCAGCUUGCAGGUCUUGAUGGACAUCAAGUUGUGUUGCUUCUGGAGGACUACCAGUUUGUGCAUGCUCAGUUCCUUGAGAUGGUGAACAGUGUCCUGUCUUCAGGUGAAGUGCCUGGGCUGUAUACACCAGAAGAACUGGAACCAAUCCUAUCACUUCUAAAAGAUCAGGCCUCACAGGAUGGAUUCACUGGCCCAAUCUUUAAUUACUUCUCAUAUAGAAUUCAGCAGAACUUGCAUGUUGUCCUUAUUAUGGACUGCACCAACUCCAACUUCACAAUUAACUGUGAAAGCAAUCCAGCUUUUUACAAGAAGUGUUCAGUACAGUGGAUGGAAGGCUGGUCUAAUAACAGCAUGAAGAAAAUUCCAGAAAUGUUGCUUUCAUUGAGCUGUGGCCAAGAUAAGAAAGAAAAGGGGCGUAGAAGUUCAAUUUCUGGUGAUGCUGAUCUAACAAAGUCUUUUCUGAUGAUUCAUGAGUUUUGCAGAGCAUAUGGGGCUACUCCACACAGAUAUAUGAUUUUCUUGAAUGUAUACAGCUCAAUCUACAAUACUAAGAAAACUGACUUAAUGAAUCGGCAGAGUCAUUUACAGGCUGGAGUUUCUAAACUAAAUGAAGCCAAAGCACUUGUUGAUGAACUGAAGAGAAAGGCAGCAACACAGAGCAUAUUGCUGAAAACCAAGCAAGCAGAAGCUGAUGCUGCCUUGCAAGAGAUCACAGUAUCAAUGCAGAAUGCAAGUGAACAGAAAACUGAAAUGGAACAGAUCAAACAGAAGAUAGCCGAGGAGGUGGUGAAGAUUGAAAAGCGUAAAAGUGUAAUUGACAAUGAGCUUAAGCAGGUCCAGCCUCAUGUAGAUGAAGCCAAACGAGCUGUAGGAAAUAUAAAGCCAGAAUCACUCUCAGAAAUCCGUUCACUGCGAAUGCCACCUGAUGUAAUCAGAGAUAUUUUGGAGGGAGUGUUACGGUUGAUGGGUAUUUUUGAUACUUCGUGGGUCAGUAUGAAAAGUUUCUUGGCCAAACGGGGAGUGAGAGAAGAGAUUGCAACCUUUGACGCCUGGAAUAUCAGCAGAGAAAUACGAGAGAGUGUAGAAGGACUAUUACAGAAAAACAGUGCUUCAUUUGACCCAAAGAAUGCCAAGCGUGCCAGUGCUGCAGCUGCUCCCUUGGCUGCAUGGGUCCGAGCUAAUGUGAAAUAUUCAUAUGUACUGGAGAAGAUUCAACCUCUGGAAAAAGAACAGGCUGCAUUAGUUGAAAACUUAAAUAAAACUGAAGAAAGGAAACAGAGUCUCGAAAUCAAGCUCUGCAGUGUGGGACGGAAAGUGGCUGAACUUAAAGAAAAAUUCCAGAUCAGAACAACUGAAGCUGCUAAACUGGAAGCAGAGGUAAAUAAAGCUCAGGAGACCAUAGAGGCAGCUGAAAAACUGAUAGGUCAGCUUGAUGGUGAACACAGAAGGUGGAAUGCACAAGUAGCAGAAAUCACAGAAGAGUUAAAUACUUUACCGAAGAGAGCACAACUGGCUGCUGCUUUUAUUACCUAUCUGUCUGCCGCUCCAGAAGAUCAGAGAAAAGCCAGUUUGGAGGAAUGGAUGAAAUCAUCAGGCCUGCAAAAAUUUGAUCUACGUCAUUUUCUCUACACUGAAAGUGAGCAAUUGAUUUGGAAGAGCGAAGGAUUACCUUCUGAUGACCUGUCUGUGGAAAAUGCUCUUGUCAUCUUGCAGAGUCGUAUAUGCCCAUUCUUAAUAGACCCUUCUUCACGUGCCACAGAAUGGUUAAAGAGUCACUUGAAGGAGGCACGCUUAGAAGUCAUUAACCAACAGGACUCUAACUUCAUUACAGCUGUAGAGCUGGCAGUGCGCUUUGGGAAGACACUAAUUAUCCAGGAGAUGGAUGGUGUUGAGCCUGUAUUAUAUCCACUCCUGAGAAGGGAUCUUAUUGCUCAGGGGCCUCGGUAUGUUGUACAAAUUGGGGAUAAAAUAAUUGACUACAACGAAGAAUUUCGUCUGUUUCUGGCAACCCGCAACCCCAAUCCUUCCAUUCCACCUGAUGCAGCUUCUAUUGUCAAUGAGGUUAACUUUACGACAACAAGAGAAGGUCUCAGGGGACAGCUGUUAGCUGUCACCCUGCAACAUGAGAAACCAGAACUAGAGGAACGUAAGACAACACUUCUACAACAGGAGGAGGAGAAAAAGAUUCAACUAGCAAAGCUUGAAGAUUCUCUGCUGGAGAAACUGGCAACUUCCCAAGGAAAUAUAUUGGAAAACAAAGGGCUCAUAGAGUCACUCAAUCAGACCAAGGCCAGCAGCGCACUAAUCCAGGAAUCCCUCAAUGAAUCAUUCAAAUUACAAGUCUCUUUAGAUCAGGAGAGGGAUGCAUUUCUUCCACUUGCUGAAACUGCCAGCAAAAUGUUCUUUAUCAUCACUGAUUUAUCCAAAAUUAAUAAUAUGUAUCGCUUUAGUCUGUCAGCCUUUCUUAGGCUCUUUCAACGAUCCUUACAGAACAGAAAGGAUUCUGAAAACACAGAUAUCCGAAUUACAACUUUGAUUGGUACCCUGAAAACUUCGGUAUAUGAAUAUAUUUGUCGUUCAUUAUUUAAGAUUGAUCAACUUAUGUUUGCCUUGCAUUUUGUACAUGGAAUGCAUCCAGACCUCUUUCAAGAAAAUGAAUGGGAUGCUUUUACUGGUUUGAUUGUCGGAGAUAUGCUUCGGAAAACCGAUAAUCAAAAAUCCAUACGGCAGUCAAUUCCAUCUUGGAUUGACCAAGAGAGGGCUGGAGCAGUGGCACUCUUAAAGACCACCUUUCCAUCGAUAUAUCAGACACUCUGUUUGGAAGAUGUAGACCUUUGGCUCACUUUCUCUCAAAGUUCAACCUGUGAACAAGACAUCCCGACAUCUAUUGCAAGAAGAAUCACUCUUUUUCAACAGGUUCUGAUUGUUCAGGCAAUAAGACCAGACAGACUUCAAAGUGCAAUGGCUCUUUUUGCAUCCAAAGCCCUUGGAAUGAAAGAGUUGUCCCCACCACCUUUGAAUCUGAAGCGUCUUUUAACUGAGACACUGGCAACUGAGCCAGUUCUCAUUAUUAUUUCACCUGGUGCUGAUCCUUCCCAAGAACUUCAAGAGCUGGCCAGUGAAACUAUUGGCAGAGAAAACUUUCAUGAGGUGGCUUUGGGCCAGGGUCAAGCUGAUACAGCCAUCCAAACACUAAAGGAAUGUGCACGCAAUGGGGAAUGGUUGUGUUUAAAGAACCUGCAUCUGGUUACAGCUUGGCUGCCAUUUUUAGAAAAGGAACUGAAUAGACUUGAUCCACAUACAAAUUUCCGUCUUUGGCUUACGUCUGAAAACCAUCCAAAGUUCUCCCCAAUCUUACUUCAGUCUAGUCUGAAAAUAACAUAUGAAGCACCACCAGGUUUAAAGAAGAACUUGAUGAGGACAUAUGAAUCCUGGACAUCAGAGCAAAUUGCUAGGAAAGGUGUACUAGAACGAGCACAAUCCCUCUUCAGCUUGGCCUGGUUUCAUGCUGUUUGUCAGGAGAGGAGGAAGUAUAUCCCUCAAGGUUGGACCAAGUUUUAUGAAUUUUCUUUGUCUGAUCUCCGAGCUGGAUUUGAAAUAAUUGACAGGCUUUUUGAAGAAACAAAGAAUGUUCAGUGGGAGUUUGUUCGUGGUCUAUUGGAAAAUGCUAUCUACGGUGGACGUAUCGACAACAUAUUUGAUUUACGAGUCCUGAAUUCGUAUCUGGAGCAAUUUUUCAGCCCUAAAGCAAUUGCUGGAUCACAGUCUAGGAGCAAAAACAUAGCAUCAUUUCCAUCAUCCAUCACUGUGCCCAGAUCCUGCAGCAUUAUGGAUUACCGUGCCGUUAUUACCCAUUUACCAGAAGACGACAAGCCUGCAUAUUUUGGUUUACCUGCCAACAUAGAACGAUCAUCACAACGCAUUUUCAGCAACCAGGUAAUUUCCCAACUCCGGAUUCUAAGCCGGUCAAUGACAGCUGGCUGCAAGUUUGACAGAGACAUUUGGUCGAAUGAAUUGUCUCCUAUUCUCAACCUGUGGAAGAAACUUAAUCAGGGCUCUCAACUGAUUCAUCAAAAGAUUUUCCCUCCAAAUGAGAAGCAGGGCUCCCCAAUCCAGUCAUUCAUAAUCUUGGAACAAUACAAUGCCAUCCGCCUGGUUCAAAGCAUCCAUCAGUCUUUGGCAGCAAUGAGCAAAGUGAUAAGAGGAACAUCUUUACUGACGUCUUCUGUACAGAAGCUCGCCACUGCAUUAAUGAAUCAAGAGUGUCCUUUGAGCUGGCAGAACAAAUGGGAGGGACCUGAAGACCCAAUGCAGUACCUUAGAGGAUCGGUAGCUCGUGCACUUGCAAUACAGCACUGGGUUGAAAAAGCUGAAAAUCAGACACUUCUCUCAGAUACCCUGGACCUGUCUGAACUGUUCCAUCCAGAUACCUUUCUUAAUGCUCUACGUCAAGAAACUGCAAGAGUUAUGGGUUGCUCAAUAGACAACCUGAAAUUUGUUGCUGCAUGGAAGGGACAGAUACGGGAUGCAAAACUUCAAGUUAGGAUUGGAGGCCUCUACCUAGAGGGAUGCAGCUUUGAUGGGAAUCGGCUUUCAGAAAACCGGCAUGAUUCUCCCAGCGUGUCAGCUGUGCCCCCUUGUUAUAUGGCCUGGAUUCUUCAGGAUGCUAAUGGGCCGUACUCUCCUGAAGAGUGCAUUUCGUUGCCAGUGUAUACCAGUGCUGAACGGGAUCAAGUAGUAACAAACAUUGAUGUCCCCUGUGGAGUCAACCAGGACCAAUGGAUUCAGUCUGGGGCAGCUUUAUUCCUGAAGAAUCAGUGAUUUAUUUUUUUGUAUUUUUAGCAGAAUCUUUGAAACAUGUUAUCUUAAAUUUUUUAAAAAAGAUUCCUUGUUUAUGUAUUGAACAUUAUGUUGAUGCAGCGUGCUUACGGCCUAUCACAUUUGGUACAUUGUAGUACAAAAUACACCAGAAAAAGACAAUAUUUAUGUUUAACUAAAUUUUUACAGUACUUUAAUUAGAAAUAAUCGAAACAAUUCAGAUUUCUGCAAUUAAUUACUACCUUGUUUCCAUUCAUUCCAUACAUUGUGGGCAGAAUUUUGACCCCCAUCGGGGGUGUUGUGUGGGGGGUGGACGGGAGCGAGCGUGAACCCAAUCGGCACAGAGGUACUUCGGGGAGAUUAGUUUAAGUUUAAAAUUUCUAUAUAAAGUAUUUGAAAACGUUUAGAACAUGACCCCUCAUGUGACAGUGUCACAUGAGCUGGGACAUACCAAUGAUUUUUAAAAUUUUAUUGAAUUUUUAUACACUUCAUGAAACCUCAUCCUCCCCGUGCAUGACGUUCCAUGAAAAAUG
Messenger RNA from Carcharodon carcharias (great white shark), 13695 nucleotides. It is a transcript of the gene dync2h1, whose product is annotated as cytoplasmic dynein 2 heavy chain 1. Gene Ontology annotation, molecular function: ATP binding; minus-end-directed microtubule motor activity; dynein light intermediate chain binding. Gene Ontology annotation, biological process: microtubule-based movement. The coding region runs from base 245 to 13165 and encodes 4306 amino acids. NCBI's taxonomy places the organism in Eukaryota, Metazoa, Chordata, Chondrichthyes, Lamniformes, Lamnidae. The transcript has 90 exons. Gene Ontology annotation, cellular component: dynein complex. The record is from RefSeq and is a predicted model, not a curated record.